GGACGUUUUCAAGCUGUCCAAAUAUAAAAGGCCUAAGAAGUCUUGGGAAAAAGGUUGGAUGUUUUCAUCUUUCUUAGUAUAAAUAUGACGGCCCUUAAAUAUCACGUAAAUACGAUUGUUCUUAAUGUAAAUAUUUACAAAUUAUUAGCGGAUAGGUUGAAAGUGAAAGGCGUAACAAUAUUUCUAUAAGAUAAUUGUGAUGGGUUAUUAUAACUUUAAUUGCUAAUAAGUAUGUCCUUAGGAUACAAAUUUCUAUUAACAACCGAUAAUAGAGGAAGUUAGGUAGUUUUAAAGCUUUUGAAAAGGUUCUUACGUUGAACAAACUUCAACUGACAACACAGAAAAAUAACAAAGCAAAAACACACAAACAGAGAUGGACGCUCCUGUUAUUAUUGCCGUUGUAUUGCUGAGUAUAACAUUCGUUCAAUGUUUAUACAACGAACCUGCUUGUUUGAACGCAAAAGGAGAGUGCCUGCUGACGUCAGCAUGUCCAUCUGGCAGUCAAAAAAGUGGUCUCUGCCCAACGCAAGCUUAUAAUGUCAAGUGCUGUGUGCCGUAUAACGAAGACCCAUGCGAAUAUAAAAGUGGACGUUGUCAAUGGAAAAAUCACGCUUGUGAUGGAUUGUAUUCGAGUGGACUUUGUCCUACACAAGCCGCUGGUGUAUUGUGCUGUGUACAAAAUAGCAACUGUCCAGAAAAGUACAGUCAUGCUUUGCAAAAAAUGUUUAAAUUCGAAGGAAAAUGUCAAAAUUGGCGGGAAGACUCAGGUAAUUAUUUUGAGGGGAGACUUGGAUAUACUUGCAUGGGCGUAACACCAGGCGUUGGAUGGAACAACAGAUACCUUUUUGACAAUUGUGGAGGUUAUACAAGCUACCCUGCACUCUUUGUAAAAUAUUGUUACGAUAGAAAUCCUUCUUCAUUCAAGAAAGGCGUCGAAAAGUUGUACAUUAAAAAUUAUCUCAGUGUUUGUGAUAAACUUGCUGAUCCAGCAUUUUUCGUUUGUGGGGACAUUUCGUUAAACUCUGGUCCAGGACGUGUAAAGACUUUCAUGUCUGAGCUUGGUUCACCUGGGAAUGAUAUCAAAGGUUAUGCGCGGCGUUUAAACCAACUGCAUCGUGAUUUCUACAUAAGAAUUACUCGACGCAAUCCUGAAUACCAGCGGUUUAUAGCAGGUUGGCUUCAACGAGCGGAUGAAAGGGAUUCUUACAUUAACAAUUAUACUUGUAACUAAAACAAAAUCAUUUUUCUCGCAUGCUAAAGCACACAUGUACUUUUGUCUUGAAUGAUAAAUAAAUAAAUUCAUUUAAAUUUUUUGCCCAGUUACUGUUUGUCUUAGGUAGUUUUUGUUCUCAGAGCUGUUUGAGAUACGUGUAUCUCAAAGAGCUCUGGGGACGAGAAUGGUCUUAGGUUGGCUUAUUGGUUAGAAAGUGAUAUUGCAAUAGAAACAUAUCUACAUUUUCACUAGGACUUACGGACUGAAAAAAGAUUAAUAGAUCCUGGGAACGAGUUUGGGUCACACAGGAUUGUUAGUUUGCUCACCUGUGCAGGUGUGUCGUCGCAGUCAUGAGCAAUUAUUUAAAGUAAUAAACACAUUUUAAACUCAUUCUGAACGUAGAACAGACAUGCAUGUGCUCCUGAAUAUUCUCAUUGCAGCUUGCAUGGCAAGUUCUUUUCUUGCUGUGAAAUGGCCGUGUGACAAGAAAGAAGCUAUUAAAGCGUUUAAGGAGAAAAAUGUGGUAAACCCGUGGCCAUCAUUUAAGAACGAUCCAUACAAGAACCAAACUAAAAAGUCGAUGAAAGUUAUCAAAGACUACCUGAAAGACGAAACAAGUGUGUGCGCUCUCCGUUAUGUAACGCCUGCCAAAGAUUUAUACGACUUGCGGGACUUUCCAAGCAACAGAUCAGCAGUCGAAGCAGGGUACAUUGUAACACACCAAGGCAGAUGUGGAGCGUGUUCAGAUCUGCAGGACUUAGCAGUGUACCUGGAAAAAAACUUGACAAAACCCGUCCGUGCAUGUGGAGCUCGAAUGGUUGGAUUCCUAAUUCGCAGAUGUCUGUACGGGCUUGGUUUUACAUCCAGUUGCGUCGACAUAUGGGAAGCGAAUAUUCACAACACAAGAAGAGAAUGUUUUAUAGUGUGUAUGAAAGCUUGGAUUCUUGGUACUCCCAAUAAUCUUCCUGAUGGUCGAUUAAACGAUUGCUUGCAAUGUGAUGAAGAUAAAUCUGGUCCUGUUUUUAAAUAUUUUGCAGGACGUACCAGAAGAAAUAGUGGAAUCGAGAGUGCAAUAAAUCGUCCAGGGACUACAGUUUACAACAUGACUCAUUGUUAUUAUUAGCGUGACAUUAUUGAUUACAAAAGUUAACAAUACGCAGUUUAUUUUAA
Molecule: messenger RNA, 2383 nt
Organism: Hydractinia symbiolongicarpus
Lineage: Eukaryota; Metazoa; Cnidaria; Hydrozoa; Anthoathecata; Hydractiniidae
Exons: 3
Coding region: 374-1231 (285 amino acids)
Source: RefSeq, a predicted model, not a curated record